Messenger RNA from Ambispora gerdemannii, 568 nucleotides. The record is from the annotation of a GenBank genome assembly. Lineage: Eukaryota; Fungi; Glomeromycota; Glomeromycetes; Archaeosporales; Ambisporaceae.
AUGAAGAUCAUGUAAUUUCUGCGCAUCACUUUUUGAAAGGACCUCAUACUGUUGCCAGUGAGCUUUGUUUCGAUUGGAGUACUGACUUGAUUAUAGUGAUUGGAUUCACAACCCCUUUAUUAGCUGGGAUAUUACCAUUGUCGAGUGUACAUUGUGACGCAACUUACAAAAUGGCCAAAGGAUGCUUUGAACUCUACGGGAUUAUCAGUAACGUUGAGGGUGCAGGAUUUCCAGUAGCAUAUCUCAUUUUGAACACUAUGAAGGUGCCAAACAAUGAAGAACAAAUGGAGUUACGAACAACGGCACUUGCUGGCUUCCUUCGUUCUCUCUAUGAAGUUGUAACAGAGUUUGAUUUUAUUGAUCCCACUUUCAAGCCUGAUCUAGAACGUAUUGAGCCCGAAAAGCAUUUUAAUAUGCACUCAAAAAUCCCUAUCAAUGCUGCUGAAUGGUUCCUAACAGCUGACGAAAUCCGAAAGAGUGUAGUCCACGAAAUAUAUGAUUUUUGUGCUGAAAAUGACCUUGUUUUGCUCUGGGUAUACUUGUGGUCUGCUUGGUACAAGAUGCCAAA